AUGGGGCCGAGUAAGGGGAAGGGGCCACUCAUCGCAAAAUACGCUCCUGUUGGGUUCAAGAAAGGAUUCGGGGCUAUCGGACUGGGAAGGCACACGAAAAAGGGCUUCUUUAUUAUUAACAAAAUGUUGGUGCCCAACUUUCGCGUCCCAGACCUCAGCGAUUGCAAAGUAAGAACGAGAACUUGA
Messenger RNA from Plasmodium fragile, 186 nucleotides. RefSeq lists its product as uncharacterized. The transcript is spliced from 2 exons. The record is from RefSeq and is a predicted model, not a curated record. Gene Ontology annotation, molecular function: structural constituent of ribosome. Gene Ontology annotation, biological process: translation. Gene Ontology annotation, cellular component: mitochondrial large ribosomal subunit. Lineage: Eukaryota; Apicomplexa; Aconoidasida; Haemosporida; Plasmodiidae. Bases 1 to 186 code for a protein of 61 amino acids.